Messenger RNA from Eimeria maxima, 2916 nucleotides. RefSeq lists its product as hypothetical. Lineage: Eukaryota; Apicomplexa; Conoidasida; Eucoccidiorida; Eimeriidae. The record is from RefSeq and is a predicted model, not a curated record. The transcript is spliced from 9 exons. Gene Ontology annotation, cellular component: nucleolus; small-subunit processome. Gene Ontology annotation, biological process: rRNA processing. The coding region runs from base 1 to 2916 and encodes 971 amino acids.
AUGGCUCCAAGGGGCACCAGAGGCGUUUCUGUGGAGGAGGAAAUUUCAGAAGAUGAGGACACAUUGCGGGGAGGGGCCGUUGGCUGCGCAAGCAACAGUCGCCGGAGAAGCAGCAGCAGCAGCAGCCGAGGUAGCAGCAGCGGCAGCAGAAAUGGCGGCAGUGAUGAUUCUGGAGUAGAUGACGGUUGCGAAGGACUGCUUGAGACGCUUCGACAGGAGCAGAAGCAGAAGGACCAAGCGUCAGCAGCAGCAGCAGCAACCGCAGCGGCAAAGAUGUGCGACGGAGCAGCAGAGGGAACUCUGCAGUUGCUCAGGGGUGACGAAGCCGAUGCUGCAAUGGUUGAAGGCAGCACGCAACACGGGGAUCUGCAGCGGCAACUGAGUGCUCUUGCUGCUCCGUCGCGGCGUGCAGCCGCAGCAGCCGCAGCAGCUAUGGAUGAGGGCGCUACAGCAGCUUCUGCUGCGGCGGAAGCAGCAAAGCAAGUGGCGCUCGACUCUGGAGUGCUGCCAGAGCGUCUCCCGUUGCAUCAGCAGCAGUUGCUGUUGCGGCAGCAGCAGUAUGAGUUUGCGCAGCAAGAUGCAUGCAAGUGGGUGCCUGUGCUGCAGCAACAACAGCAACAGCGGCAACUGCAUUUUGGAUAUGCUUCCACAACAGCAGCCACCUGCACCACGCGCAGCAUGCAGCAAGCAGCAGCUCUCAUGCAACCCCAAGGUUUCGAGGCAGUGCUGCUGCAGGCAGUGGCCAACAGCAGCAGCGAUCAGCAGCAGCUGCUGCAGGAGAAGGCUCUGGCCCCUGCAGACCCCAUAAGGAGGCAGCAAGAGCAGCAGCAAGCUGCUCGCCUGCGUUUUCUUUUGUCUCAAGAACAUCGGCGUCUUCACCGGUUGAAACAGGUAAAAUCGAAGGAGGGUCGCCGCAAGCGUAGACAGCUGGAGGCGAGGCAGCAGCAGCAGCUCUUAGAGAGACUGCAACAGGAGAACCCCGAGCUAGCUGCGCAGCUCCUGCAGCAGCUGCAGCAGCAACACGCAAAACAGCGUAUCCUCAGGCAGCAGCAAGCAAGAACCAAGUGGGCUAGAUUAGCUCAGCGUUUCGGCGGCAAGGACAUGCAGGCAGAGAUAAGCAGACAGCAACAACGCGGGUUGGAUGAGCGUCGAGCCUUAGAAAAGGCGGUGAAGGGACAGCAGCAGACCGACGACAGCGAUGACGACGAAGGCCCCAGCAGUGGUGGUGAGGAGCUCGACGAAGAUUCAGGUGCUCCCCAGACAGCAGGAGAGAAGCUAAGGGCUCUUCGUGCAGCAGCAGCUGCUGCAGGAGGAGGAGGAGCAGGCGAAGCAGAUGAACUACCGGAGCUCCCGAGUAAGGGACUGUUCGGUCUCCCCUUUGUCCGUCGGGGGAUCGAAAAGGCCCGUAAAGAAGCAGCAGCUCUGCAAGCCAAGAUAGAACGGAGGAAGCGGCAGCGAGAAGCUGGCAUACCCAGCAGCAGCAGCAGCGAGAGCAGCAGCGGGAGCGGCAGCGAGGGAGAACUCAGCAGCAGUAGCUCUGACACAGACGCCAGCGAAGGUGAACAGGAAGACGCCGCAGACGGGGCUGAAGUAGAUCGCAGCAGCAACGCAGCCGCAAAGGCAGCAAAACUCUGCUUGGCUGCUGCAAAGCAAGAAAGGAAAGUCAUGAAAGCAAAGGCGAGAGCUGCUGGUAAUGCUCCUGCUCAACCCCCUGAAGUCGGCAAGGAAGAACUGCAGCAGGCAGAGACACUUGUCUCCUCCCUGUUGAAGGAGGGGGGCCUUGAGGCCCUCCUCUCUCCUAAGCUUGCAGAAGAAGAAGCGAGGGAGCAACAGCAACAGCAGCACCAGAAACAACAGCAGCAGGAGCAACAGCAGCAGCAUCAGGAUGAAGAUGCAAGCGGAGAUGAGGAGGAACUGGCGAUUUCAUCCGAGGCAGCAGUCGCGUUGCUGCACCGAACAUUGAAAAAGCAGCAGCAGGAGCACGAGAAGCAGGAACAACAGCGCAUGGAAAUGCGGCGGCAGCACCAUGCAGUGAAAGCAGCAGAUUUGGAGAUGGAAGCUGCUGCUCAGCUUAUGAAGCAGCAGAAGCAAAAGAAACAACAGGACACCAGCAACAGCAACCCAUGGAUGCAGCAGCACAAGAGCAGCAGCAGGAAACAAACAUCAGCAUCGGCUGCAGCGGCUGCAGGAAAGUCUGAGCCUGCAAAGACGCUGCAUGAAGGCUUGGAAGACUUUCUGCAGACGGUCUCUCAUGAGGCAGUUGCUGCCGGGGAGAAGGGAGACACCCCUACAGUAGGCGACGCAAAGAGGAAACAGCACCAGCAGCUGCAGCAGAAGAAGCAGCUGCACCAGAACCAGCGAGAACGGCAAAGGGAGGAGGAGCAGCAGCUGUUGGUGCAGCAGGCGUUUGUAACUGGGGAUGAAGAGGAACUCUUUUUAGCAGAAGCCGCACAAGAAGCAAAAAAGGAGGAGGGAGAAAAAGACGAUUCUUUUCUGCCGGGUUGGGGGUCAUGGACAGGAGCGAACGUAAAGAAACCACGAAGGAAGCCUGCAGCAGCAGCUGCUGCUGCAGCUGCGGCUGCAAAGGCAGCAGCCGCAGCAGCCAGUGUUGCGAAGCGCCUCGUCGUUAUCAACACCAAAGACGACAAGAAGAGCAACAAAUACUUCGUGUCUCAGCUACCGAAGUGCAUGCCCGCUGAGGAAUACGAGGCGCAGAUCCGGCAACCUUUGGGGCCGGAGUGGAAUUCUGCUGCAGCUCACCGCCGGCUUGUAGCCCCUAGGGUAGAUGUGCGUGUGGGGGCAGUAGUGCCGCCCCUGCAAUCUGCGAAGCUGCUGCAGCCUGAGGCUCGAGAAGAGCUGCUGAAUUUGUGGGCUCUCAAAGGCAACAAAAGGAAGAGAUCACAAGUCCGUCUGUAA